CGGACGCAAAACAGGGACGGCUGAGGGGACGCCGCCGCUUCUCGCUCUCCCCGCCCGGCUCCCCCUUGGCCGCGUCCCCUCCGGCCAUGGGGCGUCCGCCGCCGCCGUUGUCCCCCCCACCGCGGAUCCAGACGGGGCUUCCCCCUCCUCGCGAGUCUGAGGGUGCCGGGACGAGCCCCCGGAGGGAGCCACUCGUGAGGCGGCGAUAGACUCCACCUGCUGUUGAAGAUUUUGGAAGGCAGUGGUGGAUAUGACUGUACCGAUGAAAUGCUCACCAGCAGGUGUUCUGCUUCAUAUGGCCCUCCUCCACUAGGCCUGCCAUGACUGCAUUCUUCACCAGCGUCCCCAACUGGAUUCAAGAUGCCAAGCCGGAGGAGGAGGAGACGGGCUGGAAAUUAGUGCCCAGACCCAGGGGCCGAGAAAGUGAGAGCCAAGGGAAGUGCCAGUACGAGCUGUCAGGAGUCCCCUUCCCCAGUGUGGAUAAGCUGAGAGCAAGCUCAGAGCACAGGCCCUAUUGCUGCCCGCAGCUGCACUGCGGAAAGGCCUUUGCCUCCAAGUACAAGCUCUACAGGCACCUGGCCACUCACUCUGCCCAGAAGCCCCACCAAUGUAUGUACUGUGAGAAGAUGUUCCACCGCAAGGAUCACCUCCGCAACCAUCUUCAGACGCACGACCCGAACAAAGAGGCUCUUCACUGCCCGGAGUGCGGCAAGAACUACAACACCAAGCUCGGCUACCGGCGCCACCUGGCCAUGCACGCUGCUGCCAGCGGCGACCUCAGCUGCAAAGUGUGCCUGCAGAUGUUUGAGAGCACCCAGGUCCUGCUGGAGCACCUGAAGGCCCAUUCCCGGAGGCCGUCAGGCAGCGUGAAGGAAAAGAAACACCCGUGCGACCACUGCGACCGGCGCUUCUACACCCGCAAGGACGUGCGGAGGCACCUGGUGGUGCACACGGGCCGGAAGGACUUCUUGUGCCAGUACUGCGCUCAGCGCUUUGGCCGAAAAGACCACCUCACCAGGCACAUGAAGAAGAGCCACUCCCAGGAACUGCUGAAGAUCAAGACCGAGCCAGUGGACAUGCUGGGCCUUCUUAGCUGCAGUUCAGCAGUGUCAGUGAAGGAGGAGCUGAGCCCCGUCUUGUGCAUGGCAUCCCGGGAUGUGAUGAAUAGCAAGAGUUUCCCCGGGAUGCUGCCCAUGGGCAUGUAUGGGACGCAUGUCCCUGCCAUGUCCAGCUCAGGGAUGCCCCAUUCUCUGGUCCCCAACUCUUUGCCGAUGGGAAUGAGCUACCCUCUGGAAUCGUCCUCCCCACCGCAACCUCCUCCCAAGUACCAGCUUGGAUCUACCUCAUACUUGCCUGACAAGCUACCCAAAGCAGAGGUGGAGAGUUGUUUGGCAGAGCUGCCUGGAGGUCUGUCCCUGGGCUCUGGUGAGCCCCCCUCGUCUUCUCCUCAGCCGUCCCUCCUGGAGGACUCUUUGCUCUCCAAGAGCCCGGCUCUGCUCUCUGAGGCCCUCUGUGCUGCUAACAUGGACUUCUCUCAUCUUCUGGGCUUCCUCCCCUUGAACCUUCCGUCGUGCACCCCACCAGUUUCCUCGGGGGGGCUGGUCAUGGGUUACUCACAGGGAGAGACCCAGUCACUCCUCACCGCUUUGCCACCGCAAGAAUCGCCAGGAGCCACGGCAUCUCUCGGCUUCGGGGCCCUUCAUUCGCUGCCCUCGGUCUUCUCUCCCAGCUUGGGUGCCACCACCUUACCCCGUUUCCACCAGGCGUUCCAGUGAAAAAGAGCAGAGCUCCCACGGGGAUGGGGUACUGCAAAGGUGCCCAGGCGUCUUUCCUACCUCGGGCUGGGAAAGCCGUUGCGGGGAGUGCCUGUGGACUUGGAACUGUUGCAUACCCUUUGGGGUGUGCCCCAGUCCUGGACAGUGAGUAGGUUGCAGCAAUUAGAAUUUCAGGUAUUUUUCUAAGUUGUUCUUUGGUGAAUCAGGAACCACAUUUCAUGUGGAUCUUCACAGGGGCUUCCUACUAUAGAAGGAGGUUAGAUCCAGAUCUGUCCCUACUCCGGGCCCAACGCUUGUUCUGCAUUCACGUCUCAGUUCCCCAGGCGGAGUCUCCCUUGCCCUGCUAACUCCCUUCGUCUUCUCUGCUGACUAUCCCCGAGUCGCUGGCUCUGGGGCAUGCAGCUCCCUCCCCCUUUAUUUUUUUGCAGAGCCACUUCAUUAAGACUCCUUCCAGCAGAAUCCCGUUUCUGCCAAGCCUGGUUCCUUUCUCUCCAUCGUUACGAAUCAAGAAGCACUGGGAACACCGUCUCGGUUUCCAGUGUCGCUAGGAUACUGUUUACACAAUGAAGUCGGGUGAUACCGAUUUCACUUCACUACUACUUCCAUUUCAUCCCCUGUGGGGAAAUAAACUGACUUUGGAUUGCUUCAGCUUUUGCCAGUUCAGCUGACUGCUCUGUGAAUGUGUCCUUGUCAUCUCAGUGCAGGCCAGACGUGUCCUGCAGUUUAACAGAUCCAACUUGCCUGUGUGUGUGUGUGUGCAAGAGCAAUGCUUCCCAGAGUACGGGCGGGCGGGCAAAGAGCAGUAGGCAGUGCUGGGUGGCCAGGGGCUCACCCGUUCUUACGACAUCCCUGUGGCUUGGCUGGCUGGGGCCUGUUCCCACUUUGCAUCUGGUGGUGGGGUCUGCCACUCUGCUGUCUUGGUAGUCGGCACAGCUGUGACUGUGUUGUGCUUCGGUAGGAGUCUGCAGAAGGGAGGUUCCAGCUCCCCAGGCAAGCCAGGCACAAGCCUCGAGGAGAAGGUGGCUUCGUCCUACCCACUGCAUGCCUGUAAGGCAUUGUCUGUCGGAGGAAACCACUAGGCUGUGCUUCUUGCCCGCUCUGACAAGUCCUGCUCACAGCACAUGGCAUGGAGUAGAUCUGCCGCUGGCGUGAUGCCGCCUCAAGAAUUCCUCAGCUUCCCAGGUGCCUGCCUCUUGGCCCUGAAGGAGACUUUGGAAAUGCUCUUGGAGGGCAGUUGUAGGCCAGGACUGUCUUGUCUGCAGUCUACAAAUGCACUCUUUCUACAUUGUCUUUUAUUUGCUUCCCCCUACCACAUAAAGCCCCCGUGCUUCCUUCUGUUUCUCUAAGCAAUUAUAGCCCCUCCUUCAUCAGCCGAGCCUUUUCUGUAUCUCUUCCUUGGGCAACCAGUUCUGAGUGCUUUCCUGGAUGUGCCCCAGUAGAAUGCAGGCUGCUCUGUGUAGAUUGGUGUGGAAAGCCAAGAUUUGGCAUCAGUGCCGGAGACUAGAACAUAGGGAUGGGCAGAGACUGCUUUACCCUCAGGGGCUUCCUAGCACUUCUGAGUUGUUGCUCCUGGAGAAGAAGCGGGCCCUCUGUGUUUGGUCUUCCUAGCCCAGUGUUGAUGUCAAGAAGAGCUCGGGUUGACGGACAGUGUGUGGAAACGGGGUGUUACAGGUUGUUUUCCUCAGCGUGUAUUUGCAGGGUAUUUUUUUUUUUACUACUUCCUUUCUCUCUGUUUUGCUUAGGGUCCUCAUCUCUUGCCCUUGCAAGAGCUGCCCAGCCCUUUCCUAGCCUCCCGCUGGAAUUCUUCUGUCUGCCUGUAUCACAGCAAAUACCUCAUUGUAUGGGUUCCAUACCUUCCUGUUAUGAAAUCGCACUUCAUAGCCUCAUGAGGGGCCGCUGUACCUGUGUUGCGUUUCAGGGUCUCUCCGCAAACCCCAGACUUGCACUUCAUCAUACCUCACCAUAUAGGAAGGGCAAGGCGAGAGCGGUCCUCCCCUGCAGUCCUCCUCUGCCCGUCCAGGACUGGAAGCCUACCUCUGCCUUGAUUCUGCUGAUGAAUCGCUGGUCCCUCUGGACCCAGAUCUCUUUUAAUAGACCCACAGAAAGCUUUGUCGACUAAUCCACGUUAAUUCUAGUUUGCUUUGAGCUCCAGAAGCUCCUCUUGUUUCAGUAUUUUGAUAGUUUGUGUACUGGAUCCCCCCUGGAGGGAUAGGCUUUUAAGGCUUAGCUAGCCUUCCUCUAGCUGUUUGUUGUUUUAUAUCAGAGUAAUAUUUACCUCAACAGUUGCAUGUGGCAGUGAGUUCCACAAGCUGUGCUUCCUGACGUUGCCUUUCUAACUUCAGCGUGUGCCUUGUGCUGGGUAAAUAGAAGAGCAUGUGGGCUUCUCCUUAUCCGUCAGUAUUUUCAAAUACCUCAGUUGCAUCUCCCAUUACUCUCCUUUUCCAGAAAUUGUUGCACAGUCUUUCUCUUAUGCAAUCCUCCUCACUUCCCUACCUCGACACAUGAUGAAUUUCCACAUUUUACCUUGAUUUCUGAACCUGCCGGAUUGAAGAAAUGGCCUGGGUAGCGCUGCUUGUCUUGGAUCACUCAUCCAGUUUGGGCAACCUCUUCGGUUGCCUGCUUGCAGCUUCCAGUUCUGGCAAAAGUUGGGCCUGGGAAGGGUUUUUCCCCCCCCAGGUUCUGGCCAAAAUUCUUUUGACAGACUAUUUCACUAUUACUUGUGUCUUUGCUUCAUUAUAUAACAUAGGUAUAGCUAAGCUCCCCCCCCACACACACACACACACUUUUAACUCCGAGCAGUCUCAGAUUCCAAACCUGGAAUUCAAAUUGUAACCAAAGUAUUGCUCUGCUGGUAACAGGAGAAUGGUUACAGUGGAUCCCAUUAGCUACAGAUGUUAAAAGGGCAUGCACACAGCUGUCCUGGGUCAUAUAGUUGGUGUGGCCGGUCUGGUCUCUCUUUGACAGUGACCAAAUUCAGGUAUUGAAGUGGAACAGUUUAAUUGCAGGGAAGGGUGUUGACUGUGGCAUCAGUCCACCCUGACUUACUGCUCUAUGUUGACCAUUAUGGGAUGGAUCUUGCACCCAGAGGAAGGCACCAUCCUUAGUUGAAUAGAUCCCUGGGGUUCAGCCCUAAAACCGCUACUGUCUCUGCAGAGGCAGCAAAAGAGGACUGCAAGUUCAGUGCAGCAAUUUUGGUAAAAUCUUGGCUGAGAAUGGCUGGUCUCCGCCAUGGAGAGCGGAAGGGAAGAGAGACUUAAAAAGUGUGAAGCCAGUUUUUCUUCUGUCAUGCCGUAUGCCGUGAUUCAGAAGCUUGUGAGUGCACAAAAGGAUGCACUCUUGACUGUACAUCGGCACGUAUUGCCCUUAAAGAGAGGGAAAGGGGGGGGAGAGAGCUACACGGCGUCCGUCGAGCUCAAGAACCUGCCGAUUUAUUUACAGAGAUACCCUGUGCUGCUGGCACUCCCUUUAGUAAGCCAGCAUUCAGCCAAAGAAAGCAAAAGUGACUAUUUUGUCACAAACAAAAACCCAGUGCCCACUAUUUUUGGUACCAGGUUUCUGGCUUGCUUGCCAAUCUCACCAACAUGUUCCCACUUCCUUCAGCCAAAGUGGAUGGGGGAAUGAGGUGGGGGGAAGAGAGACAGAUGUAUCCUGGCUAGUGGGAAGGUUUUUCCUAGAACCUUGAAAAGUUGGAAUAGUGGGUUCCCCCCCCCCUAAAGGCAGCCUUGUCUAGUCAAGUCAAAGCUUAUGUAAGUCGAAUCUUUCAUAAAUCUGUGUUCUGAUUUUUAAUUUCACUCCCUUAGGGAUGACAUUAGCCACACUGGGUCUGCUUGCUAAACAGCGCAGUUAAUUUUUGUGACUGGGGAUUCAGGGUAUUGGCUACGAGUAAAGCAGGGGUUGAGGUUCCCUCCCCUCUCCUCCCCUUUACAGUUUUCAGGCUGUUGGUGCUGCUAGUUAGUGCUGCAGUUGUGUCAAGGGAAAAGCCUCCAGUACCACCCAGAUGAAAAUUUGUGGCCACUGGAUCCUGAAGAUCCUAAGAGCCAGCUUGGUGUAGCGGUUCAGAGCGCAGGACUCUAAUCUGGAGAGCCGGGUUGGAUUCCCCGCUCCUCCACUUGAAGCCAGCUGGGUGACUUUGGGUCAGUCACAGCUCUCUCAGAGCUCUCUCAGCCCCACCCACCUCACAGGGUGUUUGUUGUGGGGAUAAUAAUAACACAUUUUGUAAACCGCUCUGAGUGGGCAUUAAGUUGUCCUGAAGGGUGGUAUAUAAAUCAAAUAUUAUUAUUAUAAGUUCUUGCCAAGUAUCUCUUAAUGCUCACGUUUCCUAGAAAUUAUCUGACCUUUGGCUCAUUCGUGCUCUUUAUUUCUCACAAUUUUUUUACAUCUGGUGACAGACAGGUCCAGAAUCCAAAAGGGUGUUGUUGAUAACGUAUUUGGGUGCAUGGGGGGGGGGGAAUACUGCCUUUGUUACAAUGUUCUGCAUGUUAACUUCUUUGAGCGCAUGGCUCAGUGACAAAGUGAGCAGCUGUCCCAUCUCUCUCUCUCUGUCUGGCUGGUGGGUUUCUUUUUGAAACUCUUGUCAUAUUCUUGGUUCUAAAUGCAGUAUACAGGAGUGAUUCCUGCCGGAUUCAAGUGCGAUGUUCUUUUGUGGCAGGGUGUCUCUGCCGUGCUAACUGCAUGGAAUGAAACGAAACGGGGUCUCUGGUGCCAAAGGACUUUCCUUCCUCUUUGCAAAAAUAUUGGCUGCACCAGUAGCAUCCCUAGGCUCUCCCCCCCCCCCUUCCCGGCUUCUGGAUUGGCACAUUACUUUUCGGCAUGGUUGGUCACCGUGAGGUGUUCUCGUUACAUCAGUGUUCCUAAAGGUAGGUGCACCUUUGCCUGCUGCUACCUGACAUUUACCAUAUUGUGGUGACCUGUUGAAGGCAAAAGGUUUUCUUUGUGACGGUGGAUGCCCGCUCUGGCUGUAAGAUGACUCCGUUGGAGUGAUACCUUGCAAACAGAUAUGGUAGGACCAUCUCUUCCUGAUCUAUAUCAUGUCACAGUAAAUGUGUGGAUUGCCACAGGCAGCCGCUGUUCCAUGUGGCUCUCGUAAUAGCCCGAUCUCAGUUGGAGAAGCCGAUAUUGGUGGCUUCUUGUAGUUUUAUAUUAUAACCUCCCCUCCUUCCCCCGAUGAGCUCUCUCUUCCUGAUGUGUUGGGAGUGUUUUAACGCGGCCGGAUCAUUACUGCAUCAGUUUGCACAUUCUUUAGAGAUCGCGAGUAAAAACACAAAGUUCCUUCACAAUUUCAAGCUCUUCUCAUUCAAGCAGUUCCUUUCCUGUUGGUCAGCAAUAAAUCUGGCAACCUUAGCUGCCAGUUGUCUGAAACUAAAUGGCAAACCCAUCCAGUGACUGGUACCGAUUUCUCCUCUAACAGGGGCAUCUUAAGCUCGUUUGUUGCUGUUUUCUUUAGUAAUAAUAAGUUGCUAGAAACAUGGGAAUACAGUCUGACGAGGGAUUAAUUCAGCGAUCCCUACCCUUUGUGUGUUUAGGUCAUGCCUUUUAUGGAGUGUAUUUCAGAUACUGAUCUUUCCCCAUUUUGAAUAUCUAACUGGUAGAGUUCAGUUCAGUUGUAAAAGACCAGUAUUAGACUUAGCCAUUGGAAAGGGUGAAAUGUGAGUCUGUGCAGCCUCCCAGGUGUAACAUGCUAAACUACCAAAAUAAAAGGUGCUCUGUAGUGGGCUAGCAUACAACAGAUAAAAACACGUGAGACUCUGCCAGUUGCAGUGAGUUGUACAAAGCACAAUUUGACGUCUAUUAUUUUGGCUGUGUAAGUUCUAUAUGCCUGCCCUUCCCCCAGAUGGUCCUAGGAAAGGUAGCAGUCAGCCCCCGCAAGGUUUAAACAAAAUGGUGGGAAUAGUGAGUAAUUGGAAAGGGGGGGGGGACUGUUAGGAAGAGAUCCUGGGGGGUGGGGGGUGGGUGGGGGAUGAUAUAUCCCGGGUCAGCUGCUGACUUGCUUUGUGACUUUUUGUAUUUUGCAUAGCAACAAUAGCAACAGCUAGUCCACAGGACAGCUCAGAAAUUAGGAGCCUCCAUCCAAAGAAAGGAAAUGUCUACAUUUUCUGCCAGUGAACUACACUUCUCCUCCUGUUUGCCACCAUGUGCUGGCUCCCUUCCUUGCAUUUCAGGGCAGGAGGAAUUUUGGUUCUUGGUGGCAGCCUUCUCGUCUCCCGAGUUGAUGGGAGUAUCUAACUGGCAUCUGCUUAAAUCCCUGGAUUUUUUUUAGUUGUCUUAAUAUCUAGGAGCUGCGGGGGGGGGCGGGGGGGUUGUGUUAAAGAAUGUUAUGUGCUGUUUUAACCAAGAUUUUACUGCUAAGCUUGUUCAACUUUGCCUUAGAGCAGGGGUGUGCGUUGGGCUUGUCCGCACCUUGUCGCUUGCCCCCUCAAAGCUAUCCCCCCUCCCUCGCACCUGUGGCUUAUCAUAGCUGUCGUGUUUCUUUAGUGAUACUGCACCCGUGUGUGCAUGCAAAGGAUCAUAAGGGAACAGAGUAAGCAAUGUGGGAAAGGGACAAAGAAGAUACGGCAUAGCGGCCUGCCCGCUCCCCCCCCCCCCCGGUGAGGAAUCCGAUUUGGUUUAAACAUAAGAGGCCCAGGAUAUAUUCAGGGCUUGGCCUGGACUAAGGCCCAUGCCAGUUCCACUCCUGCAGAAAUUUUCAUCGUGUGACACGGCUGUACGUGUUGCACUUUGGCUGGUGGGCGGUGGCGGAAGAGAACAGCGUAAAACCUUCCUUCGUUGGGAGGAGUCUGAGACUGAGGCAGAUUUUAGGAAAGUUCUGUCCCGUAAGAGACCUGACUUGUGGCAGCUCCUUGCCAGUGGAACGCAGAGCUCUGGCUUGAGCAGCUGCUUCUGCCAGUCGUUCUCCCCGGUGGAAGUUGUGACCAGCAUCGCUAUCUCCGAGAGUUUGUCCCCAGGAUGCUCUCUCACUCAGAGGAGGAGGAGCAGCGCAGCAGAAGGGCCUCUGCACAGGCACCUGCACAACUGGGCGGCGACUUCUCUGGCCCGGGGGAGCCCGCCAGCCUCCUUGUCCUCAGCCGGAGCUGCCUCGGUCCUCUCCACCCAAAGCAGGACUCGUGUAACACACCUAGCACUUUUUUAAUAAACACAGCAAAUAACCUCCUUUUUAUCAGAGUAUUUUGGGACUUCUUACAAGUCAAGGUUUUUAAAACUAUAAAAUUUGAAGUGCCAUUAGGAAAUGUACAGUUCAUCACUGUUCAGUUAGCUUUUUCUUUUUUUUUUUCUUACAGAAUUAAGUCCAAAAUGAAAGAGGCGUGUAUGUGUUUUUUUUUAAAGGAAAUUGCUUAUUAAAAACAUUUGAAGAAUGA
This is a messenger RNA of Eublepharis macularius, 9127 nucleotides long. RefSeq names its product PLAG1 like zinc finger 2 (gene PLAGL2). The record is from RefSeq and is a predicted model, not a curated record. Gene Ontology annotation, molecular function: DNA-binding transcription activator activity, RNA polymerase II-specific. Bases 321 to 1775 code for a protein of 484 amino acids. The transcript has 3 exons. NCBI's taxonomy places the organism in Eukaryota, Metazoa, Chordata, Lepidosauria, Squamata, Eublepharidae.